Messenger RNA from Spodoptera littoralis (African cotton leafworm), 717 nucleotides. The record is from the annotation of a GenBank genome assembly. NCBI's taxonomy places the organism in Eukaryota, Metazoa, Arthropoda, Insecta, Lepidoptera, Noctuidae.
AUGAUGAAAUCUGAGAUUCUCAAACCUGACACUUUUUUGUAUUUUGCAUAUGGUGACAAUAUGGUAAAAUUUCGAAUGAAAAUGUUCAAUCCAUCAGCUGAAUUUGUUUCUAUUGCUCGAGUAGAUAAUUACAGACUAGAUUUUAAUAAAUAUGUCAAGUUUUGGGGUGGUCCUGUCGCAACUCUUGUCCCCACGGCAAACGCUCAUGUAUGGGGCGUCAUUUGGAGACUUCAUAGAGAUGACCUCGAAUCUCUUGAUCAUCAAAAUGGUAUUGAGGCAGCUACAUAUUUCGUAAGGUACAUAGAGGUCCUUACUCCAUAUAUGGGUACAUUCAAGUGUCGUACAUACCUGCAAACAAUUUAUCCUUUGCCUAGAGGUAACAGAGAUCCCAUUCCUACUGAGCGAUGGCCAUCAUGGGCAUAUAAAGAAUUCCUAAUAAUUGGCGCUAGGCAACAUGGUCUGCCACAGUAUUAUAUAAGAUUCUUGAGAAAGUUUAAAGACAAUGGUGACGAAGGCUGCAUUAGAUCUGACUGCUUAUUAGUGCGCUAUGGAACUAAUCAGCCAUGCCUAUGUAGAGUACCUGGCCGCAUACCACGAAAACCUCUUAAGCUGGAUUUAAAGGCAGUUAGAGGUACGAAGCUACCUACCCAUCCAAUAAGAUCAGUUGAUGUAGUAGAAACAGAGCAAAAAAGGUCGAAGAAAAAAUUGUCAUUUUAA